AGAGUUAAACCAAAGUUAAAAAAAUUUAAGUCGUUGCUGGAUUUAAGAGGCUUAUACUUCUGUGUUACAUUUUAUACAAUGGUGGUGUGCAAGUUCUUUCAAGAAGGAUAUUGCCGCUACGGUCAAAACUGCCGAUUUGAGCAUGUCUAUGGCGCAAAAUACAGCUACCAUGCAAAUGCACCAACUAACCCGAGCCAACCUCAGAAGCAAGCACCGGGCGGGGUAACUGACGAGCAGCUAGUACAACAAGUCCAGAAUGAUGUCCAGUCAGUGUUAAAAGGUGGACAAUGGCUUCUCUCCUGCUACGCUCCAUUCAAGAAGCCUAACUUCCCGGGCCUUACAGACUUGUCUGCGGAGGAAGCCAGAUUAUUCAUUUACGAAGCUAAAGCUAAUAAUACUGUUGAUCAGGCUGUUGCCUACUUGAACAAUUUGACCAAAGAGGCAAGAAGCAAGUAUGAACAAUUACUCACCACAUCACCGCACUUAUUAAGGAGCCUCUACAACGGUGAAUCUGUGACAUCACCAUUCACAACCGGACAAACACCUCAAAACGUCUUCGGGCAAGCUAACAACGCAUCUUCAGUGUUUCGCAGUGCUGUACAAGAUACAGCAAAAUCAAUAUUUUCUCAAGCGUCACAGAAUGUUUUUGGAUCGCCGCCAGCCCAAAACCAAAGUAUGUUUGGAGUGCAAACACAAAAUCAAAGUCCGUUUGGUGCACAAACACAAAAUCAAAGUACAUUCAGUGCACAACAAGCACAGAGUCAGAAUCCUUUCGGUGCACAGAAUGUCUUUGGUAGUCCAACAGCACAGUCCAUCUUUGCACAGGCUAACAGUUCCGUAGACCCGGCGAAAUCUUUAUUCGCUCAAGCUAACAGUCCAUCAGACCCAAAGUCUCUCUUCGCUCAAGCUACUGCUCAAAGUCCAUUUGGAUCCGCCCCUGCCUCAACAUUCAAAAGCCCGUUCGAACAGCCUUCUCCGUUUGCUCAAAGUUCUAACGUUUUCCAAACUAAUGCUCAAACCAUAUUUGGGCAAGCGAAUGUUUUUCAACAGACGCCCGGAGACGAUCCUGCAAUAUAUAGCAACAUUAAUGACGUGCCUCCUGAAGACCUAGAAAUGUUUAAAGCAGAUAGUUUUAAAUUAGGCUUCAUACCCGAAAUGCCUCCACCGCACGCUUUAUGUGUUUGAGUUAAGAAUAUAUAUAUUAUGUAAGUAAAC
Molecule: messenger RNA, 1215 nt
Organism: Cydia splendana
Lineage: Eukaryota; Metazoa; Arthropoda; Insecta; Lepidoptera; Tortricidae
Product: nucleoporin NUP42-like
Exons: 3
Coding region: 79-1185 (368 amino acids)
Molecular function (GO): metal ion binding
Source: RefSeq, a predicted model, not a curated record